CUCAGGAAUUAACACAUUCAGUACAUCAUUCAACUUUGUAAAACAUUUUUCCAGGUAAAUCCAUUUCCCCAGGACCAUCCAGGCUGCACCUUAGAAGGAGAGGAGCGAGCAGGUUGUUUGAGGAGAGUCUGGCCUACAAAGCCCGGCGGCUGCAAUGGAAUGUAAACAGCCCAGGUCCUGCCCACCAUUCACAUAUCUGUUACUAUAGCAACAGGAAAGCUUUCUUUAUACAACAAGGCCUAGCUAAAUACCAUAACCUGACGCAACCCGGGCUUCUUAAGAACAUGCUGCGAAGAUGUGGAAGAAUCCAUCGGAAUAUUUUGCAACAACUACAGUGAAAUAUUUUGAGAGGCACAAAGGGGAGGUGAACUCCUGUGCUGUUUCUCCAGACUAUCAGCUUCUCCUCACAUGUUCUGAUGACAGCCGAAUCCAUGUGUGGGAAGCCAAGAGUGGGUUAUUAAAGCAUAAAGUGACAGGACACACAGGACCGGUAAAGGAAUGCUGCUUCUCCCCUGAUGGCGCCCUGUUUGCCAGCUCAUCACAUGACUGCACAGUGCGGAUAUGGAGGGUGGAUACUGCCGAUUGUCUUCAUGUGCUAACUGAUCAUACUAAAAGUGUUGAAACUGUAACGUUCAGUCCAGAUGGAACCUGUUUAUUGUCUGCGGGAUGGGAUCGUCUUAUUAUCUUGUGGGAAGUGCAGACUGGUCAGAAAUGUAACACUUUCACUGGACAUCAAGAUGCCAUUCAGUGCAGUGCGUUUUCUACAGAUGGUUCUUGCUUUGCUACAGGGUCCUGGGAUUAUACUGUCAGAGUGUGGAGUGUAAGUAAGGAAGCCCCAGAGAGAGUUCUGAAAGGACACAAGGGAAACGUCAGCUGCGUGGGCUUUUCUGUUUCUGGGAUGGUGGCUUCUGGAUCAUGGGACAAAACAAUAAGAGUGUGGAACCCACGCAGUGGUGCAUUGAUCUUUCUCCUGAACGGACAUAUGGAUUGGUUAAGAACCUUGGCUUUCUCACGUGAUGGCAUCCUUCUGGCUUCCACAGGUCAUGAUAAGAUGGUAAGACUCUGGGACUGUGAAAAUGGAAAAUGUAUAAAGGUUGUCAAGGGCAUGCUGGAGAUGACACAUGUUUGUAUAUUUUCACCAGAAGGUACCCUAAUGCUGGCUGGUGCCAUGGGGCUUCACCAAUCACAGUAUUAACAUAUUGCCGAUUCCACUCAAUAUACUCACUAUGCUGUAUAUAGUCAAAUACUCAAGCUUCUUAAAAAAUAGACUUUUCAGGCUCCAACAAAAACUUUCAGCAAUGUUGACUUUGUGCCACAGGAAGGAAUAAGAACAUUGUAUUGCCACCAAUGUUUACUUGAUAUUGAAUACACUUUUAUUCCAUUGAGGAAUAUGGAGGCUAUGUUCACACAAGGACAUGGUCACACACCAUAAAAAAGACGAAAUUUUGUUGUGGCCGUGCUCGCACCUUGUCCUGAGGAAGGGCCCAUUACGGGCUUGAAACGCGUUGUAUGUGCAAUGUAAUAAAUGCUAUGUUGUUUUAA
Messenger RNA from Hyla sarda, 1542 nucleotides. RefSeq names its product WD repeat domain 38 (gene WDR38). The record is from RefSeq and is a predicted model, not a curated record. Gene Ontology annotation, molecular function: protein binding. NCBI's taxonomy places the organism in Eukaryota, Metazoa, Chordata, Amphibia, Anura, Hylidae. The transcript is spliced from 9 exons. Bases 296 to 1195 code for a protein of 299 amino acids.